Molecule: messenger RNA, 1365 nt
Organism: Adineta steineri
Lineage: Eukaryota; Metazoa; Rotifera; Eurotatoria; Adinetida; Adinetidae
Source: the annotation of a GenBank genome assembly
AUGUCUUUGCUUCUCGUCACUGAUGAUGCUGACGAUGAUAUUUCAAAUCACUCAAUAAUUAAUCAACAAGAAUAUUUCUAUAAACAAUUAAAAGAACUUGAAUACGAUUUAUCAUCAUCAUCAUCAUUAUCAACAACAACAACAUCAUCAUCAUCGUCGUCAUCAGUAACAUCAAUUUCUAUUGUCGAAUCCUCUUCAUCGAUUAUCGUUAAAUCUAAUAAACAUUAUCGACAACAUCGCCGGCGGCGUCGUUGUCGGCCGCAGCAAUGUUUGGUGCAGCAUUUGCUCACCUACAUGUUAACAUUGCUUAUUCUAACCAAUCAUCUUCAUUGGUCAGUCAUAUUUUUAUCAUUAUCAUCCAUAAAAAUCAUGUCAACACAUGCAUCAACAAUAUCAACAACGACUCUAACAUCAUCAAAUCAACUAACAAUAAAACGUCCACUAUUAACGCCGUCCACAACAACAAGACCAUUAUUGAAACAGGACGAACAACAAUGUUUACCAAUAGAUGGUUCCGAAAUCGAUCGAAUAUGUUCAAAAAAAUGUCGUGCCCGAAAGACUCCAUUCGAAAAAUUCGACAAUAUAAGUCGACCUUUACUCAAUACAAAUUAUUUACCAUUUUGUUCGAAUUUUUUACAUCAAACAAUAAUGAAAGAAGAUUUUUUCGACAAAGCAACAGAAAACGAAUGUCGAGAAAGAUUAAAUCAAAUUAUAAUAUUCGACAAACAAGCUCAAGAAGCUUCGAAAUCAUUUGCUACUUAUAUGGAAGCAAUAGAUUGCGCAUCAAUCGAAAAUCGUUAUUCAAUUAUCACAGCCGAUUGCGAACAAGCUUACCGAACAUGGGCUUGUUCAGUCACAAUUCCAUAUUUUUAUCGGAAUCAACAAAUACCGCCUUGCCAAACGAUCUGUGAUGAAGUCGAACGUGUCUGUCCUACAUUUCGACCGAGUGAUCGUGAACCAUUAUUUGCUGGACAACCAUUAUUUUUUUGCGAUGGUGGUAUUGUGACAAACAGUGAUUAUGGCCAUAGACCUCAUUGUUUUGAUUCAUGUCAUGUGUUUCAUGGUUCACUUCAACGUCCUUCUGCUUCGACAUCAUCUUCAUUAUCAAAUAAUUCUUCCUCUCCUACUUCUCCGUUAUUUAAACUUGUCGAAGACAUUGUGACUACACCGCCUUGUUUUGAAAUUGAACCGUUAUCGCCUUCUUUAUCUCAACAAAUAACAUCAUCAUCGAUAUUUGUCGACGAAUCGAUAUCCAAUAAUAGAAGUAAUACAUCUCUUUCUUCAUCAGCUAGAACGAUUAUAUCGUCAUCAUGGUCGUCCAUUAGUUUAACUUUUAUCGUCGUUUUCUCAUUACAAUUAUUAUGA